Molecule: messenger RNA, 15496 nt
Organism: Podarcis lilfordi (Lilford's wall lizard)
Lineage: Eukaryota; Metazoa; Chordata; Lepidosauria; Squamata; Lacertidae
Source: the annotation of a GenBank genome assembly
CUCGUCCAAUAGGGCGGAUAAAGGGAGGGCGGCGUUCCCGGCAUGCAGCGUGCGCUAGUGCCCGGCCGGUGGCUAAGAUGGCGACUCCCAUGCACCGCCUUAUCGCUCGGAGACAGGCGUAAGUGUGCGAGGGGCUGCUGCUACUGCGGGCGAGGGUCGGGGGUCGCGCUGCGGGGAAAGAGGCGGGGGGGGGAGGGGAGGCGCCGCCGCUGGAGACCAGCCGCGGGGAGCGGCGUCCUGCCGGGGAGUCGCGUGCAGCCGAAGAAGCUCCCGGGUUGCUGCUACCUGUCAGCCGCGAGGACGAGCGCGAGCUCUGGGAGCGGGGCAGCAGCUCGCGCGGCCUGAAAGCGAAAUAGAAAUGGAAUGAGAGCGCGCGCGGCGGGGGGGGGGGCGCCUGGUUCUUCGCGAGGCGGGACCGUCCCUUGGUGUCCGCGCGGGGAUGUGCCACCCGGGCGCUGCUCCCUCGCACCUGCCUCUGAAUGACCGACUGUGGGAAGCGCCGGGGUUGUGGACGGGCGAUAGAUGGGGGUCUUGAAAGGCUUCAAAUCCCCUUCAGGUUCACGAAGGGAGGCUCUCCGUGGCCUGGUGGGCGCUACUUUCUCCUUUUCUUGUUUAUCUUGCCUGCUAGCAAAAUAUGGUUAGGCAUUCAAAUGAAUCUUAGUGGCGUUGGUCGUCUUUCGUUUGCGAAGUUGUGUUAUCUCGCCCGCUAGCGCUUCUAGCCGUUCAAAAGCUACUGUUGUGUAGAAGGUGGUCUUGUGUUAUGUGACGUACGGUUGUUUCCUCGCCACACACACACACACACACAAACCUCCUUCUCGCACAGAAUGACACACUGCUUUCAUACAGGCUUUGCGGUAAGUUGCCUUCGGUGCAGUGCAGCUGGAAAAGUUGCUGUGUGUAGCUGCUUGGAAGUAAGCGCCGCUAAGUUGAAUGGAGCUGGCUUCUGUGUAAGGGUGAAAAGGACUGUGGUUUUAAAAAGGAUUAUCUAGGCACACGAAGUUGGUAGCUGAUUGCCUCAGAGUGAAUGCUUAGCAAAGGUUGAAGCUAUUUUCUUUGGCUUGGUGCCUCCACUAGGGUUCCACAUGUAGACUGGAUAUGUGGAUAUAAGACUGAAUUGGAAAUAACCAAAGCUUUCCAGUUGACUUCUUGCUGUGACAUUUCUAUUAAUAAAUAUAUAGAAAUGAUUCUCACACUAGAAGUGUGUAAUCCCUGUGAAUGUCAGAACUUUUUGAUGGCUCUAAGCUUAAAGGAAAAUGUGAAAAGGAGACAUGACUUUAUGCUUGUUUUUGAUUACCCAUACAAGCUUUUUAUGUACUCAUAAAUGCUGCUUCACAUUAUUGUACUAACAGAGUAAAGUAGUAAUACUUAUGUGAGUUAGUCAAGGUCAUUUACCGAAAGAAUAUCAGAGGGACAAAGCAAAAUUUAAAAUGCUGCAUGUUCUUUGGUUUCAAAAAUUAAGAUGCCUGCACAAGACAAUUGACCGAUUCAGUUUUCCUAUAUUUUUUCUAGUUUCUCUUGCAGCAUGGAUUGUAGGGUCUGUUGUAAUAUCCUUUCAUUUCUAUCAUGCAGAAGGCUUGUACAGUGUUGAUUCUUAAUCCUCCUUAGGAUUUAUGAUUUACUCAGAAACGGUAUAGGGCCUUUUAUGAGGUCUUGGUGUGCGUAUUAGUAGUGUACCAUGCCUUUAAAAUGUUGUUCCCUUUGCUAAGGGUGAGUAAAACGGCAAGUGGAAUAAAGACACAAGUAUCCAUCUAACCCAUCUCCUAGUUAUUAUUUAUUACUUGGUACAAACCACAUACUCUUAGCUGCUUCAUAUACACUCAUACGGCUUCAAAAAUGCUUGGAGGAAAAUCCAUCAUAGUCAUACUCUUUGAUUUAGUACAACAGGGUGAAGCAAACAACACUUGUAGGUCUAAAGAGGGUUUAUUUUGGAGUGGUUUCACAAUAUUCUCCUUCAGGACACCCACAACCACUACCUAUCAGAAUGAGACACUAAUGCCCACCUCUAGCCAGCUGGUCAACCAUCUCUUAUUGGACAUUAGAAGCCAUGAGUAUCAGGCGUCCAGCAAUGUGUAGUAAGCCACAUCCUUGCAAGUAUGUUGACCUUCAACAACUGGCAUUUGUCUGAUAAACUAUUACCAGUUAUUUCUUCAGACACAUUCACUGAUUGCAGCAAUAGUAGUGGUGUCUAGGUCAAAACAGGUGCAAGCAAUUUUAUUCUUAAAGUGCUUAGCAAAUAAAUCACAGGAGACUACCGAGGCUUUUUAAAAGUAAACUUGUAGGCCUAGCUGAAGAAGACCCCAAACCAGGUGUGAGAAACCUUUGGCCCUCCAGGUGUUGCUGAACUACAACUCCCAUUGGCAUUAGGCAACAUCUGGAGAACCACAUGUUCACCAUACCUGCCCCAAACCAUUCAAAGUGUUACUGGAUGUGGGAUUCAUUGGUUGUGAAGUAUUCAUUCUUCACUCCUAUCACUGGUACAGAGUAGCUCUUAAUAUUAGUUGUUCAUUGGAAUCAGUUGAAUUGACCCAAAAUUCCCAUAACUUGUGUUCAAACCAGUGUUUGGUCUGCUUCAUUUUCCCCAGUUCACUAGUAUAACAGAGAGCUAAAUGUGCCCUGUUUAAUAGGCAUGGGCAUUUGGGAGUGAUGUUUGAAGCCCAAGUCAUUUCUGCAGCAUACAAAGCUGCUAUGACUUUGACAUGAGCAUCAGCCCUUCCUAAUUAGGUCCCAACCUAAUCUGUCAGGAAAUGUGGCUCACUCUGUUUCCAAGAUGGACCAUUCUAAUUUGUUCACUACUCCUGCAAAGGGAAGAGGUCUUCUUGGUGUAUUUGUCCUGUAUGGAGCCUCACUUUUAUCAUGUGGAAGCCACACUCAAAUAAUUAUUUAUUUAAGAAAACUUAUGCACCACUUGAUUGUAGAAAAUAUUUCAAAGUGGUUUACAAAAAACCCCCACACAAUCCCAAUAAAAUUAUUACUUAAAAAAUAUUGUCUGUAAUUUGAAACACACAGAAGGUUAAAGCUGCAGUAAACUAGACUAAACAAAUCAAAACUCCUACAAACUUUCUAAACAUCUGGGUAGGCUUAUCUAAAUAAGAAUGUGUUCAGCAGGCACUGAAAGGAAUACACAGAAAGUGCCUGCCUGAUAUCAGUAAGCAGGGAGUUUCAAACAUGCAGAAAUGUCUGCAGUGCAGCUGUUAACUAUGGGAUACUUUUCUGCUUUUUAAGAUGACUAUUUUCUACAUUCCUGAGCCGUUUUUAAUUUUUACUUCUUGUGUUGGUGCUGCCACACUAAAUGAUCAAGUUCUUGCAGAAGUGGUGUGGGUUAUAUGGCAUUGGUAAAAGUGCCAAUUCUGCUGGUCAAGUGGGCACAUAAGGGAUACAGCAAUCUCCUAGGUUAACUUGGCAGGGGGUUGGACUCGAUGCUUGGCAGGGGGUUGGACUCGAUGGCCCUUGUGGUCUCUUCCAACUCUGUGAUUCUAUGAUUCUAUGAUUCUAUGAUUCUAACUGGUCCCAAGUUGUUAAGGGCUUUAUAUAUUCAUAGUAACACCUUGAACUUGGCCCGGCAGCAGACAGGCCACCAGUGCAGACUCUGAGCACAGGUCUUAAAUGUGGACAAGGUCUCACUCCCCCAGCAAUGCAGUCAUGUUACAGCUUUCUGUGCAUAGAAUUUCAGUGUGGGUAUAGUGAUUGGCCCUUCAAGUUUUUAUGGGGAUAUAUUUGAGAUAUAGUUUAUGGAGUACCUCAUUAUCAAAUUUUGCAUGGUGCCAACUAUUGUCAUUCUGACAUUGAGUGAGCACAAUUGUUUCAUGGUAUUCCUACAUAUAAUGUAAAUUGGUUCUACAUGUAGUUUCAUCUGUUUUGCUGAAUUUAUUGACGUUCUGACCUUUGUUCUCCAUUGAGUUUUAGAAACUUUUUACCAUAAGAUGCUCCAAAAAUUUAAUUGAGGGGUAGUGUAGAAAUAUUCUAAACAUAAAAAAGGUGAUAGUAGCUUUUACUUACUCAUUUAGAAGUAUAAGUAUCUUGACUUUUUCUAAUGGCUCAUAACUGCUUACAACAGAAUUAAUGUUAUGUAAAUCAACUCCAGGAAUGGAGAACAUUAAAAUUUACUUAACAAAAACAAAACUAAAGCCUCAGUUAGCACAUCUCUUCAAUUCACUCAUACUUAUAUCUCUUUUUAAACCUUUAGCGGUUUUUCUUGCAAUAAUAGACCAUCAAAAUUUGUCUAGUUAGAAACAAUUUAUUUAUUUGUUUUUAUUUAUUGUUUAUUUAUUUAUUUUUAUUUAUUAGAUGUGUGACAUCCAUAUGUAGGUUUGCACACAUGACACCCAGGUAAUCUUGCUUAGUUUCAGCAAUAGAAAUGUAGUAGAAUAUCAGAUAUUCACUAGUUCAGUUUUUGUAGAUCUGUGAGGCAUCAAAGGGUGGAGCCUAUUGCUAUAAUAUUGAAAUCAAUUUGAAGUCAGAAAAGAUACUCUCAUGUAAAUAGCUUCUGGACCACAGCCCAGAUUCCUGACUCUGGUUUUAGUUUUAAAAAGCCAAAAAGAUACUCUGUGCCUUCUAGGAACAAUCUCUGGCCGGGUAGAAUGUAUUUGUUUUUCAGAUGAAAUCUCAAUUUUUAUCUUCAGAAAUGCUUUCAAUUUGCUGCUCAUGAUGAAGAGCUUAUAUUUUUAAUGCAUUUGCUUUAAUUUAUACAGUUGCUGCUUUGCAGCUGUAAUCAUUAUCACCGAAUAAUAGUCUGUGAAUAAAUGUACUAGUAUUUACCGUAGCUGUUAUUCCAGUUUGGAUAUUAUCACCAGUCUCGUGAAUUGCAUGUGAUAGGCAGGGGUGUGUGUAGUGGUGGUGAAGGAGAAAAUCAAUAACUGCUAGCUCCACAGCUAGUGAGGUGAAAAUAGCUCUUGGCUACAUUUUCCUUACUUUUGUCUGGUGUUUUUUUAUCAUAGUAACAGAUCCUUAAGCUUUCUUGCACUUAUUUGCAUUCUAACAGGACAGUUUGAAACCAUAUUUACCACUUUCCCAUAUGGGAAUUAAAUUUGUCAAAAGUUUGUGCCUUAAUUCUGAAACAACAACAACAAAAGCACUUGCUUUAGUUCUAGAAGAUUAAUCCUCAGCCCAGCUAAACAAGAGUACUGUACUUAAAUGUAAGAUUCUAUUUGUCCCAAGGAAGGAAAAGUUAGUAAUGCAGCAACCAUUGGAGGCAAUGGUAAAACCGCAAUCAUUUUUAAAAUGUUUUUAAUGGAGUUAGAUUGCAUUGGAGGAUUGAUGUAAUCCAUGUACUCUGGUUCAACUGGCUUGUGGAUCAGUCACCUAAAUUCCAGUUAGGUCAUUGGUGUGAGUAGCAAAGCAUACAUUAAGUGAAGCUAUAAUUUUAGCUUAAGCAUAUUUCCUUUACCAACUUUUAUUUGUAGUGUAGUAUCCAAGAGUGUUCUCUCUCCCUGCCUUUGGAGCUCCUGCCUCCAAAACCAGAGAUGUUGUCACUACCUCUCCAUUUCCUCUGACCUUGUGACAAGGACAAUUCUCAAGACAGUAGGUGAUUACCAUAUUUUUCGCCCUAUAGGGCGCACCGGCCCAUAGGGCGCACCUAGGGUUUUUUUGGGGGGGGGAAUAAAGGGGAAAAAAUUAUUUCCCCCCCAGGCGCGGGGCUGGGGCGGGGGAAGCCCGAGCUUCCCCCGACCCCAGCCCCCAGAACAGGCUGCUAUCCGCAAGCCUUGGGAGCCCAGCGGGAACUCACGCGGGCUCCCCAGGCUUGUGGAUAUCUGCCCGAAGCCCGGGGUGCACUACUCAGUGCGCCCCAGGCUUCGGGGUGCAGGCUGCUAUCCACAAGCCUAGGGAGCCUGGUGGGAACUCCCGCGGGCUCCCAAGGCUUGUGGAUAGUGCGCACCGACCCCUCUCACUCUCCAGGCUUCAGCAAAAGCCUGCAUUCGCCCCAUAGGAUGCACACACAUUUCCCCUUCAUUUUUGGAGGGGAAAAAGUGCGUCCUAUAGGGCGAAAAAUACGGUACUAUUGUGGAUAUGAGGGAGCAUCCAGUCUGUGCCUCUUUCUCUCCUGGGAAGCAGGGUAUCUUAAGAAUGUAAGACAAGCCUACUAGAUCAGGCCAGUGGCCCAUCUAGUCCAAGUCUGUUCUCGCAGUGGCUGACCAGAUUCCUGUAGGAAGUCUGCAAACUGGACAUCAGCACAACAGCACUUUGCCCACCUGUGAUUCCCAGCACCUAGUAUUCAGGGGCAUACUACCUUUGACACUUCCCUCCAGUUCUCCCUAGACACAACUGAGUAGCAUGGGUUGAAGAUGUAGGCAAUGUCUCCUGAGCAGUCAGAAGCACACCCCAAAUCCCAGUAACCAUAAUAGGAAACGACUAUAACUUUAUGCACCUUGUCUAUCUUGGUUUGUCUUAUGAUAACCGUGCAAACAUGGCCAGUCUCCAACUUAUAUAUCCAACAUGAUCCAGUGAGACCUGUAAUGCAGAUAAAGCUAUGAAUCCACAUCAGUACUGAACCUGUAUUUCAUACCAUCCCCCAAAUCAAUUGUCAGGCAGAGGGUAAGGAGGAGUUUAAUAUGGUCUAAUACAUUGAAUAGGAAAAUUAAAAUUAGGAUCUAGCAACGAUCUGUCAUUUGAUCUUGUAUAAAUACACUUGGCCUUUGCUGUCCAGUUUGCUCUUGGGUGUAUUAACUUAUUUUCGAGAAUGUACUUCAGAAUCUUAUACCACCUUGAUGUUCUGGCAGGCAGCUCAAGGAAACUGAAAGAGGGUUUGACAGCUGUUCCUUGAUUUUUCAUUUUUCUUGUGUUGUAAAACUAUGUAAUCAUUUUUUCUAUUAAAUAAUUGUAUGGACUGAAAUACAUUUCUAUCUAGAUUCAGUUUUCACCUAUCUUUGCUAUGACAAUGGAAAGAACAUUCAAAUGUUAUUUUGGAACAUGCUGUAGUUCUAGCUGUUCCUUUUUCUUGUUACAGCUGCUCCUGCUGGUAACACAUCUGUGUCUCAUGCUGGGUUGGGGGAAGAGAUGAAAGGAUUUCUGCAGCAGGUGUGGAAUGACUUCAUUGGACAUUCAGCCUCCUUUGCACUUUCCCCCUUUUACUGCCUUUUUGGAGUAAACAGGGAUGGCACACUCAUGAAUAUUUAAGGACAGAGAUCAUAAGCUGGGAAGUGUUAAAAUUACCCUCAUCAGUAGAUUGGUUCAAUACAGUAGCUAGCUCCUUGUGACACCUUGCCACCUUAUUGUCUGGAAAUGGAACUUUCUGAUUCCUUUAAACUCUAUAUUUUCCCCUUUCCCCUGGGGUGGAAGUAAGAGCUGCCCAUAGGAAACAGUGGGAUUUCAGUGUUGCUUGCAUUUAGAUGGCAUUGUGCCCACCCAGGAACUGAAGCAGAGAGAUUAGUGCAUGCUCAUUCUAAAUUGGAUCUAAUUACAUUUGUGACUUUUAAAAAUCAAAGCACACAUCAGAGCAAAUCAAAGGAGCACAAGGCUUCUUCAUGUAAUUGAGUACAGGAUUUGGGCUGGUAAGGGAACUAAGGGAACAAGUGAACGAGAAUGACCUUAGCUGUGAUGUGAGGGAUAUCUUAGAUAGGAGAUAUUUUUGCUGGAAGUUGAACCCAGCCUCUAACUUGUAAUGUUAUCAGUGGAUUAUACUACGCAGUUGUCAUAAGCUUCUUGUUCAGCCACAGUCUGUUCUCAUCGAAUUACAAAUAUAAUCCCCUACUAGGGGCCCAAAGUUGGUAGUUUUUAUGUUGGAAUUGCCAUCUGUUUUCUAGAAUGUUGAUCUUAGCUGUGGUUAAUAGUCAGCUUUUAAAUCAAAGACAUAUGGUUUCAAAUAUUCUUGGAUAUUUCCAUAGGGAAGCAAACAAGCAGCAUGUGAGAUGUCAGAAGUGUUUGGAAUUUGGGCACUGGACCUAUGAAUGUACAGGGAAAAGAAAAUAUCUGCAUAGACCAUCAAGGACAACAGAGUUUAAAAAAGCACUUCAGGAAAAAGAGAAGCAACUAUUACAACAGAGGUAAGAUCACAGGGGAAGGAGACUGUACACCAUUUGUAGAAAAGUGCAUGUGAUCAAGCUGUAGUUUGAGAGCCCUUAAAUCGUACAAUUGUAGAGUUGGAAGGUGCCUGAGGGUCAUCUAGUCCAACCCCCUGCAAUGCAGGAAUCUCAGCUAAAGCAUCCAUGGCAGAGGGGCAUCCAACCUCUGCUCAAAAACCUCCCAGGAAGGAGAGUCCACCACCUCUCAUGUGAGUCUAUUUCACUGAAAGUUCUUUGUGAUGUUUAGUCAGAAUGUCAUUUCUCGUAACUUGAAUCCAUUGGUUGAUUUCAGUGGGAAAGAUAAGCAUGUUCUGGGAACAAGGGCUACUGCACAUGUGAUGCAACUGUGGUGUUAUCUUGCAACUUGACAUGGGAUGACUUGUUCUCUUAUUUUUACCCCCUGGCUUAAACAUUGUAGUGUUCUUCUUUCUGGUUUGCCUCUCCUACAGUUUCAUCUUUCCUCUAGUCUUAACUCUGCUGCUAGUUUAGAAUUUGCCCCUUUCUGCAUCUCACGUUGACCAAGCUUCUCUUUUCAUAACAUGCCCUUUCAUUUUUUUUAUUACUCCCUGACCCCAACCUAAUAAUAUUUAUGCCCUCCCUCCUGUCUUUCCUUUUUGCUUGCUUCUUUUUAUAGUGGUACCUCGGUUCUCGAAUGUCUCCAUCGACAAACGUUUCGGAACCCGAACGUCGAAAACCCGGAAGCAAAUGCUUCCAUUUUUGGAUGCGCCUUGGAAGUGGGACAGCUUCCGCUGCAUGUUUUUCCAUUUUCUCAAUUGAAUUUGCAGGGAGCUCUUUGCGCCUCAGUUUUCAAACAUUUCGGAACUCGGAACGGUCUUCCGGAAUGGAUUGCAUUUAGGGACCGAGGUACCACUGUCCUUGGUUUCUUGUUGCCUUUGUUAUGUUGAUACUUUCUUAUUAGCUAAACCUUGCCAUACUACUUUGGUUGGAUGUUUCCACCUUGUCUUGUUGCCCCUUUUCCCUGGACUGUCUUGCCUCAGAAUCUCUGCACCUCUCACUUCUGUCUGCUCUUUAAGCAUUUGAAAACAUGCUUUUUGCCCUGGUUUUUUUUUUACCCCUCUAAAAUUCCUCCUUUCCUUUUUAGUAUAUUCUUUCACUCUUAUGCCUUAAGGAGGGUUGUUCACUACAGUUGUCAUAUAGCAAUUAAAUGCGAGAAAGCUUUGAAUGCAGGGGUUGCAAAUGUGGUGCUCACCUCCACGAAAUCUGCUCUAGAGGGUCCCCCAGCUUUCCAGAGCAGAUUUUUUUCUGGAGGGCAUGGGAUUGCAGGGGAAACAGAAGACUGGAAAGUCCACUUGAGUGAUGUUGCAUCUUAACCCAUUGAGAACAAUGCUUAGUGAAUAUUUAUGUAGCCCACUCCUAUGCAGUUUAAAAUCAAUGGAUUUGUGUAUUAUAAAUUACUACUAUUGCAGAUUUAGACAUUUAUUUAACAAAGCAUAGUUGGCUGUGUGAUAAAGCUAACAUUGUUGCUAUUGUCUGCCAGCCAAGGGGCUUAAAAAAUAACCAAUAGGUUCUUUUUGUUUUUUGUUUUGCAAGCACACACUCAACUCUCAACCUAACAUUUCCUCAUAUCAUUAUGUUUAGUGCAUAUUUUCCCACUCUCCCAGCAAAUUUUAGAGUAUUUCAGUACUCCUUAAAACAGCCUUGUAGAGCAAGUCAUUAUCUCCACACUAAAGAAAAUUUGCUGAGUUUGAGGCAAUAGUAGCUUUCCGAGGCCAACAGGUGAGUUUGCAGCUGAAGUGAUACUUGAGCCAAGGGGUAUCCAGCUUACAUUCUUAGCCAUUUCACCGCAUCAUGUGUAAACUAAGAAAUAGGAGCUAUAGUAUCAUAAUAGGAAUAAAGGGAUGCAGUGAGACAUGUAUUAAACUACAAUGGGGGUGAUGAAGAUGAUGCUGGUUUCCUGUUUAUAGUAAAGAUACAGCCUCACCAUUUUCUGUUGAAGAUAUAAAUGUUAGCCAAGAGCAACAAAGCAGCCAUCCAUAUUAUAUUCACCCAGAAUUUCUAGUGCUGCUAUUUACUUAAACAGCUGGCAUCUAAGCUGCAUGAUGUUUUGACAGCACUGGCAUUUUAAUAUACUAGCUAUUCCUGCAGUAUUGCUGAACUCUGAAUAAUUUCCUAAACAUUCAUGCCUGAAAAUUAUUAUUAUUGUGUAAUUCUGAUAAAUGACUAAACCAACUGUUUUUCCAUGCUUAUAUUUUCAAAGCAAUUUAACUGUGUAAAAACCAAGACUGCAAAUUUGCCCUCCUUUUAAGCAACAUCAAAUAAAAUAAUAAUGGAUGUAUAGAAUAAACUGCAGACUCUUGAGACUGAGAUACAUGUAUAAGUCAGUUCGCUACAGCUAGCUGAUACAGUUUCAAAACAAUUGCCCACGCUUUCUCUUUAUCUAUGCAUCCGUCGUCUGGUAUUACAAAUUCACCAUAAAAGCUCGGGCAAAUUACACUACAUAUAAUAUACCCAUUUACAUCCCUGUUCUUUUUUAGCAAAUUUGACGAGUCUUGUGAAAUCAAGCUGUGUGAUAUGUUGAAAGGCAACUAUAUCUAAAGAAGAAAAAUUCAGUAAUGCUGUUACCAUGCUACCGGGUUUCUUAUUUCCUUUAAGUGGGACAACUUGAGAGAGAGGCCAGCACAUGGUUUUUCUCAGUUUUGCUUCUUAUUUAUUUAUUUCAUAAAAAUUUUGCACCGCUUGAUUGUAAGAAACCUCAAAGCAGCUUGCUAAUAGAUAAAGCAAGAAAAUCAGGAAUGAGUCACAACCCUGCUUUAAAACAUACUAAAGUAAAAAUACUAAAACAGAUUAAAAUUACCUAAACUUUUAAAGCAUCUGGGUAGGCUUACCUAAACAAGAAUGUUUUUAGCAGGCACUGAAAAGAGAACAAUGAAGGCGCCUGCUUGAUCUCAAUAGGCAGCGAGUUCCAAAGGGCAGUUGGGGCCACACUAAACGAUCAAGUGCUUACCAAUGCCGAAUGUGUAUUAUGUGGCACCUGUAACUCCAGUUCUGCCAACCGAAGGGCACAGGUGGGGUAAGGUGGUCUUGUAGGUAAACUGGUCCCAAGUUGUGACAGCUUAAACUUUGCCUGGUAGCAAAUCAGUAACCAGUGCAUAUCUCUGAGCACAGUUGUUAUAUGUGGACAAGGCCCUCGCUUCAAUCAGGAAUUAUGCUACCCCAUUUUUACUAACUGCAGCUUCUGGAUCAAGCACAAGGGAAGUACAUUAGUUUGGGUACUAAUGCUUGUAUGCAGUUCUGUCCAUGUGUGAGCGGAAUGGACUUCCAUCCUUGCGAAAUAAAACUUUGCCUUGCAACACCCCCUGCACCCACAAAUCUGCUCUAGAAAGUGGAGGUGGGGCUGUGCAAGAGAUAGGGGAGGUAUGGGUGCAAUGGGCAGAUGGGGAAGGGAAGUCCUUUUUAUCUGCUUGCACAAUGUUGGAAUUCACUAAUAAUGUCUUCCCUGGGCAGUUUGCAUAAACACCUCUGCCACUAGCAUUCAAUAAAGUAAUUUAUUAAUACGUGUAUCAUUGCCACUUACCCCUUUUGCUCAUCUUAUUUUGUAUAGGAAGCUUGAUUCUCCACCCCCUGCCCACUGUUAAGUUUAAGUUUUAACUGUGCACUAUAUAAUAAUAAUUUUACAUAUAUAAUUAUUUUAAAUCCAGCAUAUUAAUUAAAACAAUUCUUUCUCUUCUCCUGUCCUUACUUUCAACCAGCUCUGGAGAAUGCACUACAGACAGGAAGAGCAAGAAGAAGAGGUAUGUGAGAAAACCUGAAACUCAACCAAUUGCCCCUGUCUAAUUCCUAUAUUCUGUGAUAAAUGAUGUAGUUUGGCUAAUGAACUAGACAUGCAUGUUGUCGGCUGCAGUGCUAAUUAUGGACAUGGAGAAGUAAGUGUCUGUGGGACCUACUUUCCAAUUUGGGAUUUACUUAAUUCUAUUAGCCUUUUAAUAUUAUGCAUAGUGUGUUCUAUUCCAGUUUAUUUAUUUUUUGUUCCAUUUGCUCUACCUCUUCCUGUCUUUAGUGAUAAGCCCAGGUAUAUCACUUGACAGAUAACAUGAGAUAGUUUUAUUAGAAGUUGCUGUCAAAACCAAGCGAUAGAAGGAAAAAAUGUUUCCCUACAGAGUUUCAACUGCAAAAAUGUGCUUCCUAGCCUGCAGUAGUUUCUCAUACUAAGAUAUAUCCAAUAUUUUAAUUUCCAAGUCUCUCUGAAAACCAUAGGCCUCUUGAACUUGGAAGUGGCCCUCUGCUAUAUACUGUAUCUGCUGAUUAUUGGAUUCUCUAGAAACAAACAGAUAAACACUGACAAAAUAAACUUCAAUGUACUUUGGAAAACUGGGAUCUUCCCAUUUAUAAUAACUGCUCUUGGCUGUUUCACACAGCUUUUCUUUUGUGCUGAAGGAAAUACAGAAUUCAACUAAUGAUAAACUACUUUUUUUAAUGCUGCCAGUUUUUACAAAAUAGUGUAAUUUUAAGAACUUUGUGGAGGCUUCAAAAUAACGCCCCCUGCUCACAACUUAGAGGCUGCAGACCUCUUUUGCUUCUGGGUGGAAUUAACCAGUUUCCCAUUCUGGCAGAUGCAGAAACUGGAAGCAAAAUCUUCCACUCUUAUUCCCUGGGUGCUUGAAAUAUAGGAGUAGCAUAUGGGCCCAAGCCUUAUUGCAGCUCAUCCAUAUAGCAGGAAACCAUAGCCUUGCUAUUCCCUCAAGUGGGAUGGGGUAUUUGAGCCUAGAACCCAGUCAGGGAGAUCAUUGAUUAUAUGAACCUUUUUGUCAAAAUAAUGUUUUGUUGAUAGUGGCACAGCUACAGAAUUCAAAACUAGGAAUGGUUUUGAUCAGUGCUUUGUUUCUGUGGGGACACAGGGGUAUGCAUACCCCUAAACAUUUUGUGAAUCUUUGUACUUUUGUCCAUUUACUGUAUUUAUUUUUCCAGAUUUGAACUAUAAAAUGGUGAUUUUCUUGAGUCAAAAUGAGAGUACCCCUAAACAUUUUUUUAGGAAAAAAAAGCACUGGUUUUGAUAAUUGUUGGGGACUAAUGCUCACCUAAUGCUUAAUUUUAAUAUUCAUGGUACCUUUUAUACCAAUGUGAAACUCCCAUAUUCCCUUUCUUUUGUUUUCAGCUACUUUAAAUAGCAACCAAACAUCUAUAAAUAGAGAACCAAACUCUCCCCCCCAUCCUUGCUAUACAAAAUAAGGAAAAAAAAUUGUAUUUCAUCCUAAGAACAUUUUGGGAAACAGAUGAAUGCUGUUCUAUGAUUGAGAUUGCUUUACAAGGCUUUGCUAGUCACAGAAUCGCACAGUGCCGUUGAAUAAUAUCUGCUGGUCAUCUUAAAACUCUUGCGCAGGUCUAAAAGUGUCACAAGUUCCAGCAGUAGCAGCAGCGCCAGCUCAGCCAGUGAGUCAUCAUCUGAGAGCGAAGAUUCCUCAUCCUCCUCUUCGGAUGACAGUGACAGUGAUGAAAGCACUUCCUCUUCCUCAUCAUCCCCCUCUUCAAGUAGUUCUUCCAGUUCUUCUGACUUUGAGACAGAUUCUAGUUCCUCCAGCAGUAGCAGCAGCAGCAGCACAGACAGCAGCACGGAUGAUGAGCCGCCAAAGAAAAAGAAGAAGAAAAGUAAUCUGGUGCAGUGUUAGGACUCUGGUGUUGAUGAACGAUUAGCAUCUAAAAUGCUUAAUGGCCAAACGAAACUAACAGGUCAAUUUUUACAAUUGAUUUCUUUUUUUUUUUUUUGGUGUGUUUUACAUAGUAGUUGAUAGGACAUAAACCGUUAAAUGGGAAGUAACUCUUAUUGAAAGAGUAUUUUUGUGGAUUAUUGUUUAAUAGGAAAUGCUACUUUUUUUUCUUAGUUUUUAAAGAAAUCUAUCAAAUGUUUAUAUGAACUAAGGUCCAGUCACCCUGAUGUUUACAUGCCAGCAAGCAAAACACAUUUAUUUGAACCAUCCUGUUACGUUAUAAGCAACCAACGUCCAUACCAAUGUACUUCAUGUGAAAAGCAAGAUAGGAAGAUAAAGGGUGCAAAGUUUUAUUUCAGUUGGCUGAUAUGUCAAAGCCAUAUUCAAUCUCCACUAACAGUUAAAAGGGGGUGGGGUGGGUGAUACUGCCUUCAGCACAAGUGAAACAAAUCUCCCUUUUCUGCCAGUAGCUGCUCAAAUAUUUGUUGCAAUAACGUAUUGCUGAAUUUUGGAGAUCAGGACCAUACAUUCAUGCCAGUCCAGUGGGGUUGCUUCAGCCUGUUGAAAGAGGCUUCUGUGCAUAGACUGCCCUUCUGAACGUGGUCCUGCAUAUACAAAAUGAUAUGCAGUGACCCUAACAUGGUAGUGGGCAGCACACAUGGUACUACACUUAAGGAUCUCCCCCCCUCCCCAAGGGGUUGGUUCAUAUUCUCAGUAUAGAAAAGUCGCAGUCACUCCAUCUGGGUUAGAGGGUAAAUGAUUUCCAGAAACCUCUCUGUCCCCCACCCCCAAGUAAACAGCACUGUCAAAUGUUAACAAUGCCUACCAUCUGUUUAUCAGUGGAGAUCCUUCCAUGCAACUACAUACAUGCCUCUCUCCAGCAUGUACCACAAUUCCUGGACCAGGGUCAAAUGCUUUAAUUUUUUUAACAAGACCCGUUCAGAGCUUAAAGGCCAUCCCUUAAGCUGCAUUUGCACUGCGCAUGGAGAGUAGUGUUAACUGUUGCAACUGAAGUGUUUCAUCUUUGUGCCUUUUCAUAAAAUUAAAUGUUCCCCAGUAAGGGUGUUAAAAUGAGGAGAGUUUUAAGUAUUCGUUUUAUCUUCCAUAAUCUAAUUUGGGAGGCUAGAGAAAUUGUAAUAACAUACAAAUGUUGUAUUUUCAAUGAGGAAAAAAGAAAAAACACAUUUAUUUUCAUUGGAGCCCGAUUUUAAAAAAAGAAAGUAUCUUUAAAUAUUUCCCCUUGUGCUAUUUUUGCAUAGUAAUUCUUAACUGUAAGAUAAAUUUGAUUUAUUUUGGUCAUAUAGCAACUUUCAUUGUAUUCUAAUUUACAAUCACUUAUUUAGAAUUAUUUCUUUUUUGCAUAGCACAAGUUAUAUAUAAUUGUAUGAACUUUGAAAUGGAGGGUACAUAAUAGCAAAAAUCAUAUUGCAGUACAUUUCUUGCUAGUUACAGAAGUGAACUAACUUGCUAUUGUGAUAAAUUUUAGCAAUUGGCAGUAGUCACUUAAUUUGUGAUACAGUCUCCUUUUAGUUUCUUAUUGAUGGGAGUCUUUUUAAGAGGGAACAUGUGGGGGAAGAUCUUAAAUAUCCUAGUCUAGUUAAAAUAUGAAUUAACUAUUGAACUAUUUUUUAUAUUUUUAUGAAAAUGUAGUGUGUAGAAUGCCUUUUGAAUACAAAUGUUCUAUUUAAAUGUUUAUGUAAGUUGUGCAUUUUAGUCUGUAACCAUUUCUAUGUUUUGCAGAACUCAGAUACUGUAAUUCUAAAAGUACAAGAAAACUAUUUGAAAGUCAUGCUAAAGAAUGUAUCAUUUAAGAGGAAAGAUUAAUAAAUUAUUAAAUGC